Diversispora eburnea is the source of this 1569-nucleotide messenger RNA. Lineage: Eukaryota; Fungi; Glomeromycota; Glomeromycetes; Diversisporales; Diversisporaceae. The record is from the annotation of a GenBank genome assembly.
AUGAGUGAGGUUUAUGAAAGACGUUUCUAUUCAUAUGUUAAAGAAAAUAUGAUGGAGGAUGCAAUUUCGAUAUACAUUCAAGGGUUAUUGAAUGGUAUAAAAUUUAAUCGACAUUUCCAUUUGAUUGUUCGAAAGAUUCUUAGCGAUGUUCGAGACCCUUAUCUAUCAUUAAAAUUUUAUAAUGAUUUAUUAAAUGCAAAAAUAAAAUUUGGAAAUUCCAUAGAUGGGACUGCCGCAAAAAUAGAUAAUGCAUUGAAAAAGUUUUCUCCUUAUACGGUGAAUCUCGCGUAUCAAACUUUAAAGAAGAAUUCAAAAAUACAUAAUUUGAUUUAUCGCGAAGUAGUGGAUAAAUUAUCCACAGAAUUUAGAUUAGUUCAACAUGCAUUAAGAUGUUAUUAUGACAUGAGAUUAGAAGAAUAUAGUCCUGAUCUAUGGACGUAUAAUAGACUUUUAAACUGUAUAUGUAGAUCAGAUGAUUAUGAUACCGCAUGGAAAAUAAUUGAAGAGAUGAUUCAAGCAGGUGUAAAACCUGAUAUUGUUACUUGUAAUAUUCUUUUGAAUUAUCAAAUUAUACGUAAAAGAUGGGAUCAAGUUGUUAAUAUUCUGGAUAUGAUCGUGAAUGCUAGAUUACUUCCAUCAAAAAGUACCAUUAAUACUUUGAUGAAUAAUAAAUUUUUCAAUCGUUUAAAAGUCGAAGAAACUCAAGAUUUUGCAAAAGUGGUAAUUCAAAGAAUGUCACAUUUUCAACAAUUGGAAUGGUUCGCUAAGCGUGGUGAUAAAAUAAAUUUGAUAAAAGUUUAUGAGAAGAUGAUCAACAGUGGAAUGAAUAUGGAACUUCGUACAUUUGAAAUUAUCAUUCAAUACUAUUUUUCAAGUGGUAAUGGGAGAAAUGUUAUAAGGAUUUAUAAAGAGAUCAUCAGAUUAGGAAUAAAACCAAAUUUAAAUUUUUAUAAUGUUUUAAUCGAAGGAUUUGUAAAAAUGGAAGACAUGAACACUGCGAAAAGUUUAUAUCAUUACAUGUUAUCAAAAUCGAUAAUAGGAAAUAUUGAUACUUAUAGUCAUUUAUUAUUGGGUUACUCGAGAAUUUCUAAUCUUCAAGAAAUUGAUAAUUUGCUUAAGGACAUGAUUUUAUUUAAAAUUGAUCAAAAUAUUUUUACAAUUUCUAUAUUAUUAAAUUUAUUUAUUAAGUUAAAAAAUGUUUCUAUAGCGCGUCAAGUUUAUGACAAAUUAUUUAAGGUAAAGUACUUGAAACCUGAUGCAUUUAUUGUGAAUUGCCUCGUUCAUGGAUAUACAUAUGUCUCGAAGAAUUUAACCGAAGCCACGGAAUUCUUAUUGUGUCAACAACGAAAAGUACAACUUAGAGCUCCAACAUUUAAUAUUAUAAUAAGAGCAUACGUCUUUCAAGAUGAUAUGGAUUCAGCAAUAAAUUUAAUGAAGAAAAUGGAACCAUUAUGUGGUGUUGAACCUAACAGUUGGACAUUUUAUUACUUGAUCACGGGAUACAUUCGUCGCGAACAAUUUGAUAAAGCAUUGGAAUUACUUAAUGAAAUACAAAAUAGAAAUAGAUAG